Molecule: messenger RNA, 2209 nt
Organism: Sorex fumeus (smoky shrew)
Lineage: Eukaryota; Metazoa; Chordata; Mammalia; Eulipotyphla; Soricidae
Gene: SNX12
Product: sorting nexin 12
Exons: 4
Coding region: 15-503 (162 amino acids)
Biological process (GO): late endosome to Golgi transport; endocytic recycling
Cellular component (GO): early endosome membrane; retromer complex
Molecular function (GO): phosphatidylinositol-3-phosphate binding
Source: RefSeq, a predicted model, not a curated record
UCUCCUUUGGAAAGAUGUCGGACACGGCAGUAGCGGACACUCGGCGCCUGAACUCGAAGCCGCAGGACCUAACCGACGCUUACGGACCUCCAAGUAACUUCCUGGAGAUCGACAUCUUUAAUCCACAGACGGUGGGCGUGGGCCGGGCGCGCUUCACCACCUAUGAGGUUCGCAUGCGGACAAAUCUACCUAUCUUCAAGCUGAAGGAGUCCUGUGUACGACGGCGCUACAGUGAUUUUGAGUGGCUCAAAAAUGAGCUGGAACGUGAUAGUAAGAUUGUAGUACCACCACUUCCUGGGAAAGCCUUGAAGAGGCAGCUCCCUUUUAGAGGAGAUGAAGGUAUCUUUGAAGAGUCUUUCAUCGAAGAAAGGAGACAGGGCCUUGAACAAUUUAUUAACAAAAUUGCUGGGCACCCACUGGCUCAGAAUGAACGCUGCCUACACAUGUUCCUGCAGGAGGAGGCAAUUGACAGGAACUAUGUCCCCGGGAAGGUGCGCCAGUAGGAGGCCUUCUCACCACUCGCCCUCUACUUUCCUGCUGAAAUGACAUUGGUUUUUACACUAAGCCUCUCUCUCUCUUUGAUCUGAAGUUGGCUACCCAUCCCCUGGCCUGAUAGACUGUUUGGCAUUGUGCUUCUUGGUACCUGACUACACCAUGGGCAUUCUGCUAGAAUCCUCUUCUCUGAAGAGAGGUGGGAAGCUACAGGCAGAUGUCCUUUGCUUGGGGGUAAGGGUGGGGGUGGGAUAUUGGACUGGAAGGCAAUUUCUUGGGCAUUUACCCAUGCCAGAAGGCUAACUUUGUGGGGUGGGUGUCGUGUGCUAGUGAGGCACUUGAAUACAUACUGAUGCUGCAAGUCCCGGGGAUUUUCUUACUCUUAGAUUUAACCAGGAACACUGAGCAGGGAACAACUCUGCCUUUCCUACCUGCAUGUACUUUUUCCUUUUGGUGAAGAUGGUAGAGACCCAGAAGCUGUCCUUAUUUGCUCUAGGUCUGCCCCCAGUUUUCUCAACAGUUUCUUUUGUUGCUAUCUCCCUCCUUUAUGGUGGUAAUCCUAGAAUUGAAACAGUCUGUUGUGUGGAACAAGUGUAUGGGUUUCUGGGCUCAUCAUCAUGGCUACUUCAGAGUCAGAAGAAAGCUGUAGGUCAGUAGGGGAGCUCCAGUUAACUAGCCCUUCCCCUUUCUGGUGCCCCAUUCUGGCUUUCAAUGUUUGCUUACCAGCAGGGAGUGAAUAUAGGCCUGUGGUUCUCCCUUUUUUAAGCCAUCACUACUUUAGGGAUAGCUUUGCAGGUUUGGUGGCUUCCAGGUAACUCCCUGAAGGAUGGGAAUGAAUAAUUUUCUAGGUAUUUCCCAGUGGCAGGGAAUGGCAUCACUACACUCUUCCUCCCAUUUUUCCUUUUCCCCAUGCCAUUUAGUUGCUGCCAUAAGGCAGAAGCACACGAGCAAUUCGCAUAGUUUCCUUCCAAAGCACUUUGAGCUGUUGGAUGGGGCCUAGGGGCAAGAGUUGUUGCUGCCUUCCCCAACUGGGUCACAGGGUUACUGAACUGCCUGCACUUGUUUCCCAUGAACGCCAGCAUUCUUCCCAGAAGCCAAGCUAAGGCUAGCAGCUGGGGGUGGGUUUCCAAAAUUUUUGAGUCAGGAGCAGCUUCUUAGUGCUGGGCUGCUGUCUGGGACAGCAGUGAUUUGUUUGCUGGGGCCCAUUAGCUCUCUUGCACGUUGAUAGGAUGGGAGCAAAUUAACUCUGGUAUCAGGUAAGAUGUGGGGACUCAUUGCUUAGACUCCCUGUUACUGAAAGAUUAGAGUUCUCUAAACAUACCUUGGGGAAAAAGGAUGGCCCACACUGAGAAGAAACUGUUUGGGGAGACAAGAAUUGGAUUUUGAUAGGAUUUGGAGUUCAUCUAAACAUUGCAUUUCCUGAGACAGAUCAACUCUCCAGUUGCUUAGCCUGUGUUGGAGAAGCUCUGCUCCCUUUUCCACCUCCCCAGUGUUGGUAUAGUUGCUGCCUUUUUUAUUUGUAUCUUCUGUUAUUGAUUUUUAAAGAUUUCUUCUUUCAUUGUGCACAAAUGCUGAGAGCCUGAGGCCCCAUUUCUGCUGUGUAUAUAUCCUACUUAGGGGCUUUUAUUUGGCAAACUGUUCAUUCUUCUGUCAGACAAUGUCAUAUUCAACUCUGUUCAUAUUAAACCACUGUGAAACAAGCCUCUUGUUUGCCUUC